Molecule: messenger RNA, 2804 nt
Organism: Drosophila takahashii
Lineage: Eukaryota; Metazoa; Arthropoda; Insecta; Diptera; Drosophilidae
Gene: Ccn
Product: cellular communication network factor protein Ccn
Biological process (GO): cell adhesion; signal transduction
Cellular component (GO): extracellular matrix
Molecular function (GO): heparin binding; integrin binding
Source: RefSeq, a predicted model, not a curated record
CGUGCGUGCUGGACGGCACACGCGGCGUAUGAGUAAUAUUACUUGGUUGCCCUAAGACUGUUUUAUUGGAUUUUGGCGCAAGAAGAAGGCCAGAAAAGCCGGCUAAAGUGUCCCUCGCGGGUGUGUGUGCGUGUGUUGCCGGAAAUACUUUGAGCAAUCGAAACGCAAGAAAGAAAGAACGAAACCCAAAGCGAAACAAAAGCCUAAGCAAAUUAACUUGGCCCAUUCGUUAUAUUGCGAGUAUUGUUCUAGUGGUUAUUAUGUUUGGUUUUUUGCCCAGCCCCCCUGCCAGCACGAAAGUAGGUUAAUUGACGUGUGCUGUGGGCGUAUCUACAAGGGAAAUAAUAAAAAAAACCUACCUACAAGUAUAAAAACAAGUGAAGUGGUCAAUUGCCACAGCCAGAGGCCUCUGAACCCUCUCGAUAAAAUAAGAGUGUGAGCGCGAAAGUCAGGCUUAUUUAAGGUCACUCGGCGAAGGAGGCAGAUCCUUGGAGCGGGAGCAGCCAAUGCAACCUGCACAGACAUCAUUAGACGUGAAUAGCAACCACACAAAAUGCUGAUACUGCUGCCGCUGCUGGGUAUUUUUGGUAAUGGUCUCGUUGCUGAAGUCGAGGCGAGUCUGAGUCUGGGCUUUAAGGCCAUCAAAUUGCCUAGGCAUCCGAAUCCGGCCAAUUGCAGCGUUGGCAACACAACAUUCGCACAUGGAGUCACAUUUAAAUUGGAUUGUAAAACUCAAUGCGUUUGCGAGAAUGGCCGCCACGCCUGCUCGACGCUCUGUCCCAACGAGCAGCUGCCGGCGCCCGAGGACACGAUUUCCUGCCGAUCGCCGCGCCUCGUCGAAGUUCCCGGCCACUGCUGCAAGAUGUGGCUCUGUGAGAAUCCAACAGCUGAUGUUUACGCCACCUGCCACAACAGCACCACCAGCGGCAACUGGACCGCUUGCAGCCGGAGCUGCGGCCUUGGCACCGCCACGCGGCACACCUCCACCCACGCGGGCUGCCAUCAACUGAGCAAUUUGCGGCUCUGCGAGAAUCGCAAGUGCGACCAGGACGACCACAAGGACAAUAAGCGGGGCAGGAGCCAUUCGUUGACGCACAAGCGGAAGCAUCAUCACGCCCACAGCCACUCCCAUCAGCAUUAUCAUCACCACAAGGAGCACGAGGAGCCUGCCCACAGGAUACGAAAGGGCCACGAGUGCCGGAGUAUCCAGCGCCUAGGUCCUGCCAGGAUUCGACUGGGCGACUGCGUUUCCCGAAAGCUGUAUCGACCGAAGCUCUGCGGCCGUUGCCAUCGCGGGGUCAAGUGCUGUGCCCCGGCGGUGUCCACCACGAUACAGGUGGAGCUGUUGUGCCCUUUAAAUGCUGUCGAUCCAAUUAACUACGUACAGCGACGGGAACUGGGCAGAAAAAGGCAGCUAAAGGACACCCAUGAUGAUGAUGAUGAUGAUGAGGAUGUGGACCGAGAGGCGCUGCUCGAGAAUGCAGAGCUAUGGGACACGGUCGCCUUGGAGCCAAUCGAUCAGGAAUUCCUGCAAUCACAUCAGAUACAAAUCGAGAAUAAAUUCAUUGCCGUCGAAUGGAUACUGAAAUGUGAAUGCAGCACGAAGAAUUGCAACGCCGACAGCAGCAACAUCAGCAGCAACAGCAACGACAAUAUGUCUAACACAAAUAAAUAUGGUUUUUACAAUUACAAAAACAAUAACCAGGGCCGGAACCACGAAAUUAAUGGCGAACCAAAUGAGCCGACCAGCAAGAAUAUUGGCAACAACAAGGAGAGCGGCGAAGAGGGUGUGGUCGAGAACAGCAACAACAUGGACCACAACGAUGUGGACAACAUGUCCUCGGAACAACAGCCGGAUAUUAUACCCUAUCCACUGAGUGUGGGCGAAUCCAGUUGGAAGGCCGAAAAGCUUCGACAGCAGCAACAGCAACAUGUACAGCAGCAGCAGCAACAUGUACAGCAGCAACAUCAACAGCACUGGCAGCAACUCACAUAGCGUAUAAAAUCCGCACGCAAGCCAUAAAAUAAAACCCGAUCGGCCGAGGGCAGAGAUAUUUGUAGAGGAGAGUAGAGUUUAAGAUUUGUACAGCAUAGCGAUACUUAAGGCCCCAAGGAUGGUUAAGAUUGUAAAGGAAAAUUGGAAGGACGAAUGCGAGUUAUACUUAGGAUUUGAACAUAUCGAGGCAGUAAGUUUAGGUAUGUGAACGAUAGGGUUAGUACUAAACCAAGGGCGAACAACAAACACAGGCCGAAUAUUACAAAUAUUUUUGCAAGCAUCUAUACACAGAAACAAGCGCGACAAAAAGAAGAAAACAAAAAACAAACGAAAAGAAAAAUUUUCAGAAAAUCAUUUGAAUGGAAUGCUGCCCAAUAAUAACUUAUAUGGUAAUAAUAAUUUUAAAGACAUAGAUGUAAAAGGCUUAAAUACUUCAAAACCAAAUGAGCAAAUGCUAAAUUCGUGUGCAUUCAAGUUAUAACUGUGCUAUAUACUCACUUGUAUUCAGAUCUACACGUACAUACGCCUAAGAUUCUGCUUGAACAAAGAAUUUAGCUGGAUGUAAAUGGACGAGGCCCGCAUUCCAUAAGGAAAAUACCAAUGCGAAUGCCACGGUCAAUGUUUCGUUCGUAUCCCCACACCCAACCACACAUAUCCCCCGAAAAUAUCCCGAAACGAGUUCUCUGAUUUAGGUCAUGUGACGAGCGAAGCUUAGCCAUCACCCAUAUCAAUUCUAUCGAUGUAAGUCAACUCUUAGCUAGCGUCAGAGUUAUCCGUGUGCAGGCGAGAUUCAAAUAAAUUAAAUGCG